This is a messenger RNA of Drosophila bipectinata, 706 nucleotides long. RefSeq lists its product as uncharacterized. The record is from RefSeq and is a predicted model, not a curated record. NCBI's taxonomy places the organism in Eukaryota, Metazoa, Arthropoda, Insecta, Diptera, Drosophilidae.
AAUUGAAUAGCCUUUAUGUGGCACUUGACAAUGGCCAACUAUUUGAACACCAAGCAACUUGAGGAUCUGCAGCAGGAGUUGAUGCAGAAGCCGGUCGAGGAAUCAACCUCCGACUCGGAACUGAAGUCGGAGUACUCCACUGACUCGGUCAUUAACGAGAUCAUCGCCAAGUCCCUGACAGCCGAGCCAUUGCCUCAGUCGUCGACGGAUGCCCUGCCGGAGCCGGGACCAGGAAAGCGGCACUUGUCCUUUCGAGCUCUGGCCCGCCUUGCGAUGGUGUUGAACGAGUUCAAGCGACAGCAUCGCACCAAACGGGAGGAGGACGCUGGCUACUGGCGGCAAGUGGCCGAGGGAUACUGCCAGGAGAACGAGAGGUACCAGAGGGUGGUCGAGAUCCAGCGCCAGAGGAUCGACAUCCUGGAGAGGGAUCUGCGCACGCUGGUGGGCCUGGCCCGGGAGACUCAGCAAAUGCUGGCCCUGAUCAGUGCCGAGAAGCGUUGCUGCCAGGAGCGCGGCCAUGGCGAGCACGCCGAUUAGAAUUUGGUUAGUUUGUGUAUCGAAUUUCAGUUAUCUCUAAAUGAGAAAAAAUCGUCUUAUUUGGUGGCUCACAACUAAUUUUACAAAUUUUUUUGACUAAAAACAUGUCCCAAGUGGGUCGUCCUGGGACUUCCCAGGAAAGCUUUUCAUUAAAUGUUUCUUCUGCGAA